This is a messenger RNA of Caenorhabditis elegans, 769 nucleotides long. RefSeq names its product CX domain-containing protein (gene F21C10.4). The record is from RefSeq and is marked reviewed. The transcript has 4 exons. Bases 64 to 654 code for a protein of 196 amino acids. Lineage: Eukaryota; Metazoa; Nematoda; Chromadorea; Rhabditida; Rhabditidae.
UCAAAGAUUGUGAAUCGAUCUAAAAAGAGAUGAAAACAGGUCAUUUGUGUAAUUAUCUCUUACAUGAACACUUCAUUUUUUAUCGUUCUGUUUUCUUUACUGGCAUUCUAUGAAAUAAGUGCAAAAAGUGGCGGUGGUGGAGGACGAGGUGGAGGAGGCCGCGGUAGUAGUGGGGCCAGAAGUUCCAGUAGGUCAUUUUCAAGAUCUGGUGGAGCAGGGGGCGGAAAGUUUCAUUCAAGCUCUAGCCGCUCAUCAUAUUUAAACUAUGACUCCAGUGCCUUUCGGUCUAAUGUUUUCAAGCCAACAACUUCAAAUUCAUACUUCGCGACAGGUACAAGUGGAAGCACACAUGUGAUCAUUCAACCAGCUACCCCAAUAAUAUAUGACAAUCAUCACUAUUAUUGGCAUGGAUACUAUCGUAGUCAUCCCGAGAAGCCAACAAUUUGUGAGUACUCAAUCAGUGAUGAAGAUGGAGAACUCUUCAAUGUCACUUUUGCAAAUAGUACGAAACCGAAAUCCAUAACUUUUGGAUGUGGAAGUUCUGAAAGAUGUUGCGGAAUGGAAUGUUGUAAUAACAUUGGCGACUGGCUCGGAGUAGCAAUCUGGUUUAUCGUUAUUCUUGUGGUGAUUUGCUACAGCUGCUGCAAAGAUUAAUUAUUUCACGGGAAUGGAAAACUAACGAGGUCGACGAAUGAAAGUAUUGUAUUUCAAAUAAAUAAUACAAGUUAUUUAAUUUUUUUAUUUAUGAAAUAAAUUAGUUCAAAAUCUA